UGACGCAGCUCUGACGGUCCUUCAGUCGGCAUGACAACGCGCUCCUAAGAGCAGCCUGGUAGACGGGCGCGAGGAUGGCAGCAGAAGAUGCCCAGUAACGGAAACAGCGACGGGAACCGAGCGAACGCCAACACCGGGACCUGCUCCGGGACCAGGACCAGCGCGUUCCAUGUCCCGGCCAUGGAGAGAGCCCGGCCGGUGACGGUGACGGUGUCCGCGGUGAGCCUCGCGCUCAGCGUGCUGUCUCUGCUGCUGCUGGUCACCGCCAUCUCCACCGACCACUGGUACGAGACCGACACCCGCAGACACAAAUACAACUGCGACCGCCACGGGUCCGACUCCAACGACCAGAAGAACCGGGAGAUGCCCAUCUACCACCUGCCGCUGGUGGACACCGGCAGCGGCGGGGCCCGGCAGCGGGACGUGGCGCUGAUGAAGCCCGUUCAUGUGGGCAGCAGAGAGGAGGAGCUGCUGGAGAACUGGCGGGCCAUCCUGGGGAUGGGCAUCCUGGAGACGGAGUGCGGCAGGCCGCUGUUCUCCACACACUCCGGCCUGUGGAGGAAGUGCUACUUCAAGAGCCUGGACCCGGACAUCGACAAGCUCAUCGACCGGGGUAUCGCAGAUCGCUGCACAGCUGUCAAGUAUCACUUCUCCCAGCCAAUCAGACUGAGGAACAUCCCUCUGAACCUGACUAGGACCAUCCAACAGGAUGAGUGGCACCUGCUGCACCUGCGACGAAUCACAGCAGGCUUCCUGGGCAUGGCGGCGGCGGUCCUGCUGUGUGGGAGUAUCGUGGCGUCGGUGGGCUUCUUCUGGGAGGAGAGUCUGACACAGCACGUGUCUGGGCUGCUGUUCCUCAUGGCAGGGAUCUUCUGCACCAUCUCUCUGUGUACGUAUGCAGCUAGUGUGACCUAUGACCUCUCCAGAAACCCUCCUUUCAUCUACGGCCUGCCGGCUGAUGUGGAUCAUGGGUACGGCUGGUCUAUCUGCUGUGCCUGGGCCAGUCUGGGUCUGAUCGUGGCUGCCGGCUGCCUUGGUACCACCUUCCCCUUCCUGAGCCGGGCCGGAGCUCUGCGCUCCAAGACUGCCCGCGAGUCCUCUGUCUGAGGAGGCAGCUGUUGAUCAAACCAAGAAAACCAGGAAGGAGGCAGUUCAGUGGACCGGGCUGUACCAGCUUUAUGUCACCCGGGUUCUGGACUGAUGGAGGUGUGUCUAGGUGGAGCAGCAGGAUUUCUACACCUGUUUGUUAAUUGUGUUUAAUGAGUCGCACCUUUAAUCUCCAGCAAAGUGUUUGUAGACAGAAGAGCAACACAGCACCCCCUGCUGACAGACUCACACACGCGCACACACACACACACACACACACACACACACACACACACACACACACACACACACACACACACAUGCCCCCCCCCCCCCCCCCCCCCCACACACACACACACACACACACACACACACACAGCAGUCAAAACCGAGUCAGUCGGAGACCAACAGGAAGUCCAGUUUCAUUUCAUGUGUUUAUUAUUAUUCGGCUCUUACAGAGUUAAUCAGCAGCUUCUGAUCUCUGCUGAUGUCACAGUGAUAUCACAGUGAUACCACAGUGAUGUCACAGUGAUGCAAAUCAGCAUUUGAUAAUAAUGAUAAUAAUACAUUUAUUUUAUAUAUCACUUUUCAAGGUACUUGAGACACUUGACGGGUUAAAAGGCAGAAUAAUAGAACACAACACACAAUUUCAGGUCAGGUGAGUUCUGAGUGUUUUGAACAUUGUGAGUUCAGUACAGUCUCUGAUGUGUUGGGGAGGGAGUUCUGGGGGGCAGCUAUUGAGAAGGUUCUGUCAUCACAGGUUCGGUGCUUAAACUAGUAUUUUGAUCUCAUCUGCAGAAUGUAAACAAACAGUACUUCCUGGAUGAUCAGCCCCACCCCCUCACUCUGAUUGGCUGAUUAAAGUCCAAGCAGCCUGAGGGAAGCGGGUCAGUUCAUAACAAGAAGUGAACACGUCUCUACAUGUUCCACAUAGUCAUGAAUGGGGAGGGUGAGUCCUGUACCGGUAUCAAUGUGGAUCCAGACGUCGACUGCCACCUUGAUCCCCUCACACCGUCUGUUUACCUACAGAUAAGAGGUCCACUUCUGCUCAACCUCAGUCCAGGCCCAGAGUCCAAAGCUUUUAAAACCAGAAUUAGUCAUGAGAUCAUGCUGUCUACCAGAAAAAUAAAAGAACGUCAUGGAUGAUAAUUAUGAGAGAGAGCCACAGCUGGUCCUAGUCCUUGUCUAGAACCACACAGAAUAUCAGAGAACACAGUGAGGUAACAGAGGACAGGGUGUUCAGCCCAAACACUGAACCCAAUGAUCCAAACACACACUGUCCGUUGGAAGCUGCAAGUCCAUUUAUUUAAGAUGAUUUAUCAUCAGAUUGAUGUUAAAUCAUCCUGACGAGGUUUCUUCCAAAGGAGCAGCGAGACAGUCAGCCUUCUUUGCAUGUGUUGACCAUACCAUCAAUAAACUAAUUGGCCUCAACAGCAGUAUUGAAUACUUACAGCAAAUAGUAUAUUUAAUUAAAAUACAAUAUUAGUAAGGUGUCAAUUUUAAAUCUAAGCCUGACAUUCAGGUGAGCGUGUAUGUUCAUGUCCAGCAGCAUGUAAUACGAGCACUUUAUCAUUUAACUCUAAAAACAGAGCAUUCAACAUGUUUUUUUACACAUCUCAAACAUCACACUUUAAGACAUUUAUCAGACACUAUUGUGACUUACAGUAAUUCACACACUGGUUGCCAUGUAAAGUGCCAACCAGCUCAUCAGGGGCAGUUUGGGGUUCAGUAUCUUGCCCAAGGACAUUUUGACACGCAGACCAGUAGAAUUGAACCAGCGACCUUCCAAUAACAAGACACUGGCUCUACCCCUGAGCCACAGCCACCCCAUACUUCACACUCAUUACAUGUUACACACAUCACAUACGUUACGGUGCGUCAUAUAUGCAACAGAUAAAAACACAGUUUUUGUGUGUCAGCUCUGUGUUCUCUAGACUCUGAAGUUGUGCUGCGACAGAUGAAGGAUCAACAGGGUUGAAGUUCACGCUGCACCGCCAUGUUGAAGUCGUAUGUCCUGACUAUAGAUGUACUGCAGCAGCAGUACGAUAUUGUUUGGAAGCUUCAGUAUGAAGUAAAAGAAACGUAGUAUGAGAUUCAGAACUCACCAAUAUUUUUAAUUGUUUUUAUGUUUUUUAAACUGAGCUGUUUGCAGGAUGCAUGGUGACGAGGUCAUGGCUCUACUUGUGUCUGUCAAUUAAUAACUAAUAUGAUGAUGGUGAAACCAAGUAAACGUUGUUUUGGUGUCGUACUACCAGACUACAGAGCAGCUUCUGUCUUCAGUUCAACCUCGGCGCUCCAACAGAACUGUUUUCAUUUUAUGAAUCUGAACCGGUCAUGGGGGUUAAUUAUAUAGAAGUAGAAGAGCUCCUUUAUGAUGGUCUCUUAUUUUAUCUUUGUGGAUGAUGUCAAAGUUUGUGAUCGGUUCAACUACACACACACACACACAGACACACACACACACGUAUAUAAAAGUAUAGUGUUUUCUACCUGAUGUAUAUGAAUGAAAUGAAGAGUUGUUUGUUUAAAUGUAUUCAGCCAUCGGCCUGCGAGCUGAGCCACAGACUGACUCUGGCCUGGAGUUCAUUAAACCAAACCUAACCCUAACCCUGAAUAAGGAACAUCAUGUAUGUGGAGAACAUGUGGAACAUUUACAACAGAACAUCUGGACCAGAUAAACCAGAGUCCCUUUACUCAUCAGACAUAGUAAAAGUCAACAAUCAAUAGACCUGAUCCAGCUGUCAGCUGGUCUGAGAUCAAGUCCUCUCAUGCACAGGAUGUCCAGGUAUGAACAGGUAAUCCAGGUGUAUCGACCGAUGUGUCAUGUGACUGACUGCUGCUGCUCGGUGCUUUAGUAUUUAUUGAACUGAACUUGAAUAUAUUGAGUAAACGUUCUGAGAAACUUGUUGAGUCGUCCUCAGCUCCUGGUUCAGAUACUGCAGCAGGCUGGAUGACAAGCGUACACCCUCUGUCAGUGCAGGCUGAGGGAGGACCGAAUGUUUCUGAUCAGACGACCUCUCAUUGCCUAUGAAACUCUCUGAUACCCCAUCAUACCCCUCUGAUCCCAUAAUACCCUCUUGAACCCUGUUGAAUUCUUGGAUGCCUACCAAAAUCUUCUAGUACCCCUUCUGUACCAUUUCGUACCCCAUCAUGCCCAUCCUGUACUCUCUCUUGGAUCAGCCUUCAUACUCUGGUAAUUUUCAAUGACAUGUCCUCUAACCCCGACCAUUCCCCUCCUCUACCCUCUCAUACCUAUUUGAUUACACUCUGAUAUCCCUUAAUGCCCCCCCCAGCAGCACACAGAGACCCAACACCAGUCAACCACCUCUAGCAUAAGACAAAAUAGACACAUUGUUGUCUCCAACACACACGUUACUGUAAACAAGAGAGAAAACCAGCAACAAAAAGUGACCAGACAAACUGGAACAUCUGUAAAGAGUCCACUGACUUGUGGAGCAACUCCACCAGAACACAAAACUACUGAACUGUAGUUAAAUACACAACAGUAACAGUAACACACAUGACCAUAGCAGAAGUGGACUGCAACAACCACACAAAGGCAGCACUCUGUAGUCACCAGUACACACAAGUGUUUCCAGCUUACACCUGAGCUGCAACCACAGGUGAGCCACCAACAGUGCAGUUACUGCACACAGUUUUCUUCCAGUGACACAUCAAAGUGACCAGAACAGCAACGAAAACAAGUUGCUUUCUGUUGCAAGUGUAAAACUCGGGGAAACUAAGUAUUUCAAAUUUCAUUCAAAAACACAUUGAACACAGAUAAAGAUGCGUCAGUGGAGAGAGGAGAGCAGGAAGUGGGAGGAGCUGGCCUCCCAGUCCUAUCCUCUGGUUCUCUGAUAACCUUCUUUGAGUCUGAUCUGACUCCCAUACUCCUAACAAAUCCUGUUAAAACCAUCAGAUAUAUAUUUCUUUGCCUUGUAAACUCAGAUCCCUGUUGGCCUCCUGUGCCCUGUUCAACCCUGUGCUGCCCCCUGCUGGACACUCAAUGUUAACAGCCUUCUGAUGUUCAGCUGUAAAUAAACUAUAAACAUGUCAAAGUGA
This is a messenger RNA of Acanthopagrus latus (yellowfin seabream), 5145 nucleotides long. RefSeq names its product transmembrane protein 178 (gene tmem178). The transcript has 4 exons. Bases 88 to 1107 code for a protein of 339 amino acids. Gene Ontology annotation, cellular component: endoplasmic reticulum membrane. Gene Ontology annotation, biological process: regulation of cytosolic calcium ion concentration; negative regulation of osteoclast differentiation. Lineage: Eukaryota; Metazoa; Chordata; Actinopteri; Spariformes; Sparidae. The record is from RefSeq and is a predicted model, not a curated record.